Messenger RNA from Perca flavescens (yellow perch), 456 nucleotides. It is a transcript of the gene tyrobp, whose product is annotated as transmembrane immune signaling adaptor TYROBP. Gene Ontology annotation, biological process: positive regulation of microglial cell mediated cytotoxicity; neutrophil activation involved in immune response; negative regulation of transforming growth factor beta1 production. Gene Ontology annotation, molecular function: signaling receptor binding. Bases 68 to 319 code for a protein of 83 amino acids. The record is from RefSeq and is a predicted model, not a curated record. The transcript is spliced from 5 exons. Gene Ontology annotation, cellular component: cell surface. Lineage: Eukaryota; Metazoa; Chordata; Actinopteri; Perciformes; Percidae.
AGCCUCUUCAGCGGCUGGAGCCAACAACGGGUCGGCAGAAGGACCGCAAGACUGUGGUUCUUGCUACAUGAUAAAUAUGGUGUCUGUCAUGGGCAUUAUUGCCUCUGAUAUCCUCCUGACCAUCUUCAUCACUAUUUCUGUGUUCUGCUUUGCAAGUCACCACAAGAAAAGGAGAGAAUGGGAUUCUCGUGAUGGUAAAAGAAAUCUGCCAUCUUCAGUAUCAAAGAAAAUGGCAACAGAAGUCACAGAAUCUCCCUAUCAGGAGUUACAUGGAGUCCAAUCAGAUGUGUACAGUGAGCUUCGGCACUUUAGGAAGUGAAACAAUGGAGCUUCAAAAAAAUCCCAACAAGUCUGAAAGCUAUAACUGGACAACACCACACACUCUUCUACACACUUCUUGUUUUGCCACUUAUACUGCUGAAGCAUUAUAGGUAAUAAAUUACGUUAUAAACAUAA